Messenger RNA from Myotis myotis, 3830 nucleotides. It is a transcript of the gene OSBP2, whose product is annotated as oxysterol binding protein 2. Gene Ontology annotation, molecular function: cholesterol binding. Lineage: Eukaryota; Metazoa; Chordata; Mammalia; Chiroptera; Vespertilionidae. The transcript has 13 exons. The coding region runs from base 50 to 2950 and encodes 966 amino acids. The record is from RefSeq and is a predicted model, not a curated record. Gene Ontology annotation, cellular component: membrane; intracellular membrane-bounded organelle; cytosol.
GCUCGGCCGCGUUCGGUGCUCCGCGCUCCGCGCUCGGGUCGCCGGCUCGAUGGGGAAAGCGGCCGCUCUGUGCCGAGGCGGCGGCUGCUGCGGCCGCUUCCGCGGGCUGUCGUCGCUGUCCACUGUUGUCCCCUGUCUGUCCUGCCACGCGGCCGCACCGAGCAUGAGCGCUCCCACGCCCGACUCCGGACGGGAGCUGAAGCCCCAGCUGAAGCCCCAGCCCCAGCCCCAGCCCCAGCCCCAGCCCCAGCCCCAGCCCCAGCCAGUGCCCGCGCCCGAGUGGAAGACGGGGCCGGAACAGGUGCCGCGGCCAGGUUGGGAGCCAGUGCCGAGAUCGCAGCCAUCGCAGCGAUCGCAGCCGGAGCCCCAGAAGACGCCUCCGCCGAGACCGGGGUACAGACCAGAAUCGGACCUGCAGCCGGGACGGGAGACAGGGCCCCGGCAAGAGUUGGGUCCACGUGUAGGGGAAGGACAGCCCCCCAAGGCCUCAUCUGGAAGGCCGCCGGCGCCCGUGGGGAGCGUGCCCUCUACCAGACCCGAGUCAGGGUCGCAGCCCGCGUCAAAGCCCCCAGCUCUCCCGCGACCAGGACAGGUGAAGGUGUCUUAUGGGGUCCCAAUUGCAGGGGCUGGCACCGCCUCCGCCGCCCCGAAGGCGUUGGUGCCGCUGGACAGCUUCAAGGGCUGGCUCUUCAAGUGGACCAACUACCUGAAGGGCUACCAGCGUCGCUGGUUCGUGCUCAGCAACGGCCUGCUGUCGUACUACAGAAACGAGGGCGAAAUGGCCCACACCUGCCGGGGCACCAUCAACAUGUCCACCGCGCACUUUGACAGGGAGGAUUAUUGCAGUAUCGUGCUGACCAGUGGGGCAAAGACCUACCACCUCAAGGCCAGCUCGGAUGUGGAGCGGCAGCAGUGGAUCACCGCCCUGGAGCUGGCCAAGGCCAAGGCUGUCCGCCUGAUGAGGAGCCAUUCAGAUGACUCUGGGGACGAGGACGACGACGACGAGACUGCCUCCCCAGCUGACAAGACUGAGCUCCAGAGCACCAUCAAGAACCUCUCCCUGAAGCUCGAUGACCUCAGCACGUGCCACGACCUCCUCGCCAAGCACGGCGCCGCGCUGCAGCGCUCCCUGAACGAGCUGGACGGCCUGCGCAUCCCCUACGACAGCAGCGAGAAGCUGAAGGCGGUGAACGAGCGGGCCACCCUCUUCCGCAUCACGUCCAAUGCUAUGAUCAACGCCUGCAGGGACUUUGUGGCACUAGCGGAGGCGCACAGCCGGAAAUGGCAGCGGGCGCUGCAGUAUGAGCAGGAGCAGCGCAUCCACCUGGAGGAGACCAUCGAGCAGCUGGCCAAGCAGCACAACAGCCUCGAGCGGGCCUUCCGCAACAGCCUGCCCGGCCGGUCCUCCGACCCCAACAAGAACUUCGACCAGGAAAGCCUCUUGACUUCCAAGGAAGAGGACAGUGAGGAAGAUGAGGAUACGGAGUAUUUCGACGCCAUGGAAGACUCCACCGCCUUCAUCACUGUGAUCACCGAGGCCAAGGAGGACAGAAAAACUGAGGGUGGGACCACAGGCCCUGUGGACUGGACCCCGGCAGACAAUGUACAGGAUGGCGCUUCACUCAUGCCCAAGGGCCCCCCCAAAGUCAAGAGGCGUGUCCGCAUCCCCGACAAGCCCAACUACAGCCUUAAUCUCUGGAGCAUCAUGAAGAACUGCAUUGGCCGGGAGCUCUCCAAGAUCCCCAUGCCGGUCAACUUCAACGAGCCCCUGUCCAUGCUCCAGCGGCUGACGGAGGACCUGGAGUACCACCACCUGCUGGACAAGGCGGUGCACUGCAGCAGCUCGGUGGAGCAGAUGUGCCUGGUGGCCGCCUUCUCUGUGUCCUCCUACUCCACCACGGUGCACCGCAUCGCCAAGCCUUUCAACCCCAUGCUCGGGGAGACCUUCGAGCUGGACCGCCUCGAGGACAUGGGCCUGCGCUCACUCUGCGAGCAGGUGAGCCACCACCCUCCAUCAGCCGCGCACCACGUGUUCUCCAAGAAUGGCUGGAGCCUCUGGCAGGAGAUCACCAUCUCCAGCAAGUUCCGGGGCAAAUACCUCUCCAUCAUGCCGCUAGGUGCCAUCCACUUAGAAUUUCAGGCCAGUGGGAAUCACUACGUGUGGAGGAAAAGCACCUCAACUGUGCACAACAUCAUCGUGGGCAAGCUCUGGAUCGACCAGACAGGGGACAUUGAGAUUGUGAACCACAAGACCAAGGACCGGUGCCAGCUGAAGUUCCUGCCCUACAGCUACUUCUCCAAGGAGGUGGCCCGGAAGGUAAGCAGGCCGCCUCGCAGAGCCCUGAGGGUCGACCCAGAGAAGGCCUUGCCCACGCCGGUCCUGCCAUGUCCACAGGUGACAGGCGUGGUGAGUGAUGGCCAGGGCAAGGCCCACUACGUGCUGUCAGGCUCGUGGGAUGAGCAGAUGGAGUACGCCAAGGUCAUGCAGAGCAGCCCCAGCAGCCCCAGCAUGGACGGCAAGCAUAAGACCGUGUACCAGACGCUGCCGGCCAAGCUGCUGUGGAAGAAGUACCCGCUGCCGGAGAACGCCGAGAACAUGUACUACUUCUCGGAGCUGGCCCUGACCCUCAACGAGCACGAGGAGGGCGUGGCGCCCACGGACAGCCGGCUGCGGCCCGACCAGCGGCUGAUGGAGAAGGGGCAGUGGGACGAGGCGAACACGGAGAAGCAGCGGCUGGAGGAGAAGCAGCGGCUGUGGCGGCGCCGGCGGGCCGAGGCCUGCUCCCGGGGCUGCAGCAUGGAGGACGAGAAGGAGACCGAGGUGCACACGCCGCUGUGGUUCGAGAGGAGGCUGGACCCGCUGACCGGGGAGACGGCCUGCAUGUACAAGGGCGGCUACUGGGAGGCCAAGGAGAAGCAGGACUGGCACAUGUGCCCCAACAUCUUCUGAACGCCGCCCUCCUGCCCACCGGGCUCCGCCUGGCCGGGCCCACCUGCAGUGAACGCACUCCCUGUAGUACUUACGGCCCUCCCACCCCCUUUUUUUCUUUCCUUUUUUUUUUUUAACAAGACACUUUUUGGAGCUCCCACCUGGAAGGAGGAAGUGCUGACGCGGUUCUUCCAGCCCCAGGUGCCCUGGGUCACCUGCGCCCUUUCAUUAGGGACCUGGGCCCCUGGGCCCCAGCUCCCGUCCCCACUCAGGCAGCUGCCGGACUCUGGACCCACCAGCCCCACCCGGAGGCGGAGGCACCGACCCUCCCAGGGAGCCGCCGUGGACUUUUUUUUAGAAAAACCACCUCCACUUCUUUCCAGCAAGACGGUUAGUAAAUACUUCAGUCCCGCGCUUAGCGGACAGCUUCCACGUGUGCUUUCCUGCCACGAACGUGCUGGCAAGAGCCCCUUCUUUUUACGACAUCAGGAAGCCAGACGGACCCUCGUCCAGAGCACUUUCAGCUCAACAUAGCGAGACGGCCCCCCGGAGCCCAGGGCCCCCAGAGAAGGGGCUGGGAGGGGCCGCUGGGCCCAGGAGAGCACAAGUUGUCUCCAAGCAACAGCACGGGGGGGCGGGGGGGGGGGACUGAGGGGCUCCCAUGUGGAUUUGAGCGCCUCUAGCCUCGGCCGUGCAGGGGCUGCUCCCAGCCCCAGAGAGGCCGCACCCCAGAGAGGCCAGGAACCUCGGGGGCAUCCUGCCCCUGAGCCAGGCCCCAAGUCAGCAAUAAGAACCAACCCUCAGAUCAGCCUGGGUGGUGCCCUGUCUCAGCACCCCUGAACUUUAUUGGCCUGAUUUAUUUAUGUAAUAUAUAAAUCUAUAUAAAUAGCUAUUUUGCUUA